AUGGGGUCGCUGCCAACAUCGCUGUCGCAACUUGUGCUUGAUGAUCUACCGACGCCGACCUCAAGAGCGGACGACGAUUACGAUCCCAACAGCCUUGCAUACGACCUGAUCAGGUUCACGCCCGCGCCGACUGUGAUCCUAGAUGCGUUGCUCUAUGUGCGCCAUGUCUCCGAUUCUUAUGUGACUACCUCAAACGCAAGAGAUCGCGUUGAUCUUGUAGGCCGACAUGCCGAUCACAUUUUCGACGUCUCCUCCACUAUUCCUGCUUUUGCUCCAGCCCAUGCGCUAGUAAGCGCUGCAUGUCGAACUGGCAACCUCCAGCAAUCGAGAGCUGUAACAGAUACGGGUCUCGCCUGGCACCUGAGAGCAGUCCCAAUUCUGCGCCACGGGAUAUUGCGCUGCAUACAGAUGGAAUUCUUCGACAUCACCGAAGAACAUCAGCGACAGCUUGAGUUCAGGGAACGCUCUUAUCAGAAUGAAACAUUCCAAUUGCUGGUAGCAACCAUCAAGGAUUAUGCGAUCUUUAUGCUUGACCCGACAGGGCAUGUGGCCACGUGGAAUGCAGGAGCUCAGGGUUUUAAGGGGUACACUCCAGCCGAGAUCAUCGGCAAGCACUUCUCGGCCUUUUAUUCCCAAGAAGACCGCGAGAAUGAUAAGCCAUCUAGGGAAUUACGAGAUGCCCUCCGCGACGGAAGAUGUGAAGACGAAGGCUGGCGUUUUCGCAAGGAUGGAUCCAGGUUCUGGGCGAAUGUUGUCAUCACGCCGGUGUAUAAGGACGACAUCCUCCUCGGCUUCUCUAAGAUCACUAGAGAUUUGACGGAAAGACGGAAAGCCGAGAAGAGUCUUAUCGCCGCCUAUGAGGAAGCAUCGAAACUCAAAUCGGAGUUCUUAGCCAACAUGAGCCACGAGAUCCGCACGCCUAUGCACGGCAUGCUGUCCGCUUUAACGCUACUACUGGACACCAAGCUGGACAACAACCAACAAGAGCUAGCAAAUAUCAUCAAAGAGUCUGGGGACGUGCUUCUUCAGCUAAUUGACGACUUUCUCGAUUUUAGCAAGCUCGCUUCGGGUAGCUUUUCUAUCAGUAACGAUAUUAUAAGCGUAAAGGAUAUCAUUCAAUCUGUCUUUCGGGCACAUCAGACGUGCCAGAGACCCGAAGUCAAGCUCGAGAUCGAAAUGGACAACAAGCUACCUAGUUCCGCUGAAGGAGACUCUCUACGUUAUCGACAAGUUGUACAGAAUCUCCUAUCUAAUGCGACAAAGUUCACGGAGCAAGGCUAUGAAGACCAAGAAUACUUCACGAUUCUGACUGAAGUGAUAGACUCAGGCAUUGGAGUGCCAGCAAGUGGCUCACAGACCCUAUUUACGCCUUUCACUCAGAUCGACAACUCCACGACAAAGAGAUACAAGGGUACAGGAUUGGGCUUGAGUAUCUGCAAGUCGCUGGCUGAGCGCAUGGGUGGAAGCAUUGGCUUUCACCCCAAUCCAGAAGGUUCAGGUAGUGUUUUCUGGUUUACCGCCAAGCUCAAAAGAUGCAAGCAGCUCAAAGCUUUGGAGGUUCUACAAGAGGGUCUGGCUGGAUUGAGCAUCCCAUCUCCCGUGGUGGCCGACCCGAUGGAAACUCUCAAAAUCGUCGCUCCUGACAAACGUUUGCUACUUGCGGAAGACAACAUCAUUAAUCGAAAGGUCAUGACACGCAUGCUUGCUGGCAUGGGGUUCAACAAUGUGGACACGGCACCGGAUGGUAAGGAAGCGGUAUCCAAGGCCUCAAUCAACAAAUAUGACCUGAUUCUCAUGGACGUCAACAUGCCUGUUCAAGAUGGGCUCAGCGCUACCAAAGAGAUUCGAGCAAAUGGACUCCACGUUCCGAUCGUGGCUAUGACAGCAAAUGCUCUCAAAGGCCAGGCGGAGUCGUACAUUGCAAAAGGGAUGACGGGGUACAUCGCCAAACCUGUAGACAGAAGUUUGCUUGUCAAACUCUUGCUUGGAUGUCUACAGCAAAAUUCCACCAGCUGA
Molecule: messenger RNA, 2016 nt
Organism: Alternaria incomplexa
Lineage: Eukaryota; Fungi; Ascomycota; Dothideomycetes; Pleosporales; Pleosporaceae
Exons: 4
Coding region: 1-2016 (671 amino acids)
Biological process (GO): phosphorylation; phosphorelay signal transduction system
Molecular function (GO): phosphorelay sensor kinase activity
Source: RefSeq, a predicted model, not a curated record